GUAGUCGAAAUCAGAAUCAAAUCAACACUUCUUGAGUGUGAAAUAACCAAAAAAUCCUCUUCAUCACUACUCCGUAUCCUUCUCCGCUUAAAGCACCAAACAUGAAGUUCGUCAUUGCCGUAGUCAUGUUGGCCUUUGCCGUUGGCGUCCACUCCUCCUUGUUGGCCGCACAAAUUGCACCAGGAGUCUCAUACAUAAACCCGGUCGUACCUGGAUCUCUGUUGGGACUUGGUGGUCUGGCCGGACCCGCCGCUGUUACCGCUUGGGGUGGCAUCGCACCCGGUUUAUUGCGUGGCAUUCCCGACAUCUCACUUAGCCAAGGACCACUCGGUGCCGCUAUUGCGGCUCCCAUUGCUGCACCAAUCGUGUCACCUAUUGCUGCUUCACUUGCUGCGCCACUCGGUACUGGUCCUGGUGUCUAUGUGGCGAAGACUCGUGGUGCUAUCCACACCGCUCCUUUGCCUGGAUAUCUGAAUUCGGCUACAUCUGUAAAUGUGGCACCAGCUCCGGGUACUUGGUAAACAACAGUCUGACAGCAUUAUUUUAUCCCAUACCACCAUGAUUGCCACAGGAAACCGCUUUAAAUAAAAAAAAAAAAAUUACAAAAAAAAAUAAUAAUUUUAAGCAACGCUAUCUAGUACAUUACAUACAUACAAUACCUGAUAUGGAAGCAAUGCCUUUCCGCUCUUUAAUUUUUUGUACUCCAUGCUUCUCAACCACAUUCCAUUAAAUAAAUAUUAUAAGUGUGUAUGUACACACUUUUUAGAAA
Molecule: messenger RNA, 769 nt
Organism: Ceratitis capitata (Mediterranean fruit fly)
Lineage: Eukaryota; Metazoa; Arthropoda; Insecta; Diptera; Tephritidae
Product: adult cuticle protein 1-like
Exons: 2
Coding region: 102-521 (139 amino acids)
Source: RefSeq, a predicted model, not a curated record